AUAAAACGCCCAAAAAAAAAUAUAUUAAGAAAAGAUUUAUCAACAAUAAUUCCAAAGAAAGGAAAUGAAAAGUUGUCAAAAAUACCAAAAUUUGCAAUCAUUUGGUCCAAAGGAAAUCGUCGCGACAACAAGAAGAAAACUUUGGGCAAAACAAAUUUGUAAGGAAGAAAAAAGAAAAGGGCCGCCAGCUCAGAGAACCACUCCAAUGAGAUCCCAUUGAGUGCGCAGAAAGCAAAAGGACUUGACGAGAGAGACAGACAGAGCGAGAGAGAGAGAGAUAGAAGCAGAGAAGCGGAAAGAAUACCAUUAGUCAGAACGGUAUAGCAUGCGCCAAUGAGAGCGUCCCACCAGCUUAGAGCGUCCGAUUUCGUUGACUACGCUGCCGUCGUGGGAGUGGGAGUGAGAGGUGGUGUGGGACUGGGUCUAGGACUGGAAUUGGGCGAAGGAUCGUAUUACAGCAGCGAUCUAACGGCAUUUGUCGUGGAGCAGGAGCAGCGCCAGCAGCAAAGGGAAGCAGAGGCAGCGGCAGAAGCAGCAGCAGCAGAAGCGGCAGCAACAAUCAAGCGAAAACGUCAAACAGAUUGCGAUUGCGGCUGCGUGGAUUCGUACAACAUCAGCCACGGCCCGACAGCAGUGCAACUGCAGCAGCAGCAGGAAGGAGGAGGCAGCCAUCAGCAACAGCAGCAGCAGGUGCCACACCACAGCAACAGCCUCAAGACGGCGCACACAAAGGUUGCCACAUCGGGGGGCCAUGCCAAUACGCAGCCCCCCAGCAAAAGGUCGAGCAGUGGUGCCGAUGGCGACUAUCAAUUGGUGCAGCAUGAGGUGUUGUAUUCGCUGUCAGCGGAAUAUGAGGUCCUUGAGUUCUUGGGACGUGGCACCUUUGGUCAGGUCGUCAAAUGCUGGAAGCGGGGCACCUCUGAAAUCGUUGCCAUCAAGAUACUGAAGAAUCAUCCAUCGUAUGCACGUCAGGGUCAGAUUGAGGUCUCCAUUCUGUCGCGCUUGAGCCAGGAGAAUGCCGACGAGUUCAAUUUUGUGCGUGCCUUUGAGUGCUUUCAGCACAAGAAUCACACGUGUCUGGUGUUUGAGAUGCUCGAGCAGAAUCUCUACGAUUUCCUCAAGCAAAACAAGUUCUCGCCGCUGCCUUUGAAGUACAUCAGACCCAUUUUGGAGCAGGUACUGACGGCCCUGUUGAAGCUGAAGCAAUUGGGUUUGAUUCAUGCCGAUCUGAAGCCGGAGAACAUCAUGCUCGUCGAUCCCGUGCGUCAGCCAUAUCGCGUCAAGGUGAUAGACUUUGGCAGUGCCUCGCAUGUGAGCAAAACUGUGUGCAACACGUAUCUGCAGUCGCGCUACUAUCGUGCACCAGAGAUCAUACUGGGGCUGCCCUUCUGCGAGGCCAUUGACAUGUGGUCGCUGGGCUGUGUGGUGGCGGAGCUCUUCCUGGGCUGGCCCCUGUACCCCGGCAGUUCAGAGUUCGAUCAGAUCAGGUACAUCAGCCAGACGCAGGGUCUGCCCACGGAGCACAUGCUGAACAGCGCCUCGAAGACAUCAAAGUUCUUCUAUCGCGAUGUGGACUCGACGUAUCCGUUCUGGCGCCUCAAGACCACCGAGGAGCAUGAGGCCGAGACCAAUACGAAGAGCAAGGAGGCCAGGAAGUACAUUUUCAAUUGCCUGGAUGACAUUGGGCAGGUGAAUGUGCCCACGGAUCUGGAGGGUGGACAGCUGUUGGCCGAGAAAACCGAUCGAAGGGAAUUUAUAGAUUUACUCAAGCGUAUGCUGACCAUCGACCAGGAGCGACGUCUCACACCCGCUGAGGCAUUGAAUCAUUCAUUUACACGGCUCACACAUCUCGUGGAUUAUGUUUAUUGCAAUAAUGUGAAGGCAUCGGUGCAGAUGAUGGAAGUGUGUCGUCGUGGGGAUUUCCAUACCGUACAACCUGCUUCGACUUUGGUCACCAAUUUCGUGCCCAGCAGCACUGAGAAUAUGACAUUUACGAUCAACAAUCAGUUGACCAGUCAAGUGCAGCGUCUCGUACGCGAUGGCCGUCCCCUGGCCUACGAGGGUCUCUACCAGAUCUACAAUGGCAGGAGUGUGGCGCGGCAGUAUCCUCAAGCGCGCACUGACAGCUUCCAGCAUCAGUUGGUGUCGAAUAUUCUGUGUCCGCCGUCGUACCAGGCAAUGGCCAGUCCCACGAAGCAUGUUGUGGUGGGCAGUGCCACCAUGCAGCCGCCGUUGCAAGUGCCGCCGCAGCAGUAUGUGAAUGUGCCAGUGCCCGUGUCGAUGGUGGAGCCCUCAUCGGGUCAGCGGAUGCUGCUGACGAAUCGCGUGCAGGCGAGUGGUGUGGCCUGGCCGCAGACGGGCAGGCAGAUGGCAUUGGUGCCGUCCUGGCCGCAGCAGGCGCCGGCGCAUUCGCUGAUUGUGGACUCGACGCCGCUGUUCAAUGUGGAGGAGAUUUAUCCCAAGCAUCAUCUCAAUUUGCCACGCAAUGAUCUCAAAAAGGAAUCCCCGGCUCAUCAUUUAGCCAAGGGCAACUCUUAUCGCGUGCCGCGUCAUGAGAAGAAGGAACACCAGCAGCUGUCGCCAGUGAAGAAGCGCGUGAAGGAGAGCUCACCGCCGCAUCAGCAGCGCUAUCAGCGAACGGCUCACGUGUCGCCGCAGUACCACACGCAUCACAAUUGCAAUUAUGGCAGCAACUAUGGCAGUGGCGCAGGUGGAUCAGUUGUGGCCUCAUCCGGCGGAGGAGGAGGCUCUGCGAGCAAUAUUCCCAGCAGUUCGGGUGGAUCGCAUCAUCAUCAUGGCGCACCGGUGGCGCAUGUGCCGCAGCCGUAUAGCGCCUCAUCGGGCGGUCAUCAUAUUGUGAGCAAUUGUCAGUCGAAUGGUGGCUACCAGCAGCCGCCGUCGCAUGCGCCUCAUCCGCCGCAGCAGCAGCACCAACCGCAGCAGCAACAGCAUCCGCAGCAGCAGCAGCAGUCGCAUGUGAAGCAACAGCCGACGAUCACCAUUCAUGAUACGCCCUCACCGACGGCAGUGAUUACCAUUUCGGAUAGCGAGGAUGAGGGUGGAGAUAAUGGUGCAACGACAGCAGCGCCGGUGAAGCAGCGAGCGCAUGCGCAGUCCCAGACGAGCAGCAGUCUGAUGCAGCAGCAGCAGCAGCAAUCGAUCAAUUAUGGUGAACACGAUCCGGAUGAUGCACGUCGACGCCACCACGCAGCAGCAGCGGCAGCCAUUGCCGCAGGAAGCCCCAAGCAUCAUCAUCACCAGCAGCAUGCAUCGUCCAUGCAACCGCAACAGCAACAGCAGCAGCAACAGCCACACUACCAGCCGCAGCAGCAGCAGCAACAACCGCAACAGCAGCAGCAAGUGCAACAACAGCCGCAGCCCAGCAUCAAGUACGAGCCAGGACAAUCGCAGAAGAAGCGCAUCCUAGCGAUGGCUCAAAGCGAAUGCAACUACCAGCCGCAGCAGCAGCAACAGCAGCAGCAGCAUGUGCAGCAGCCUCAGCCAUCUGCCAGUCUGCCGCAUAUUCCUCCAAAGCAGGAACCGGCAGAAUUCUACCCGGAAUAUGCACCACAGCAGCAGCAGCAGUUGGACACGAAACGCUCCUCGUGGGCACCCACAUCCUCCUCGGCUGCACCGCCGCUGGCACAUCCCAAGCGAGAGGCGCCCUCGGCUGCGCCCAUUAGCUAUGUGGCACCCGCUGUGGCGCCACCGCUGGCACACUCGAAGAGCAGUUCUUCGUCGUCUUCGUCAUCGAUUAGUGCUGCAGCUGCCGCGGCGGCAGCCGCUGUGGGACCACUCUCCUGGGGUGCACCUCAGGUCUACCGCCAGCCAUCGCAGCCGCCGCCUGGCAGUGUGGCCUCCCAGCCGCCAGCUGCGCCGCAUCACCAUCACAGCAGCCAUAGCCAUCAUCAUCAUCAGGCUGGCACACCGCUGGGCGGCUCGCCUUCGUCCACGGCAGCGGCGGCCAUGCUGCAGACAGACAUCUAUGCACAGGGCGACAUUUAUCGCCGUCCCACCACGGUGUUUGUAUCCCAAGCGGCGCCCAGUUAUGCGUACGCCAACAGAGCAGUGGUGGCACCACCACCGGCACACAACAGCAGCAGUCGUCAGGUGAUACCAUCGCAUCCGUUGCCAGCGCACAUCCAGAUACCCACGCAGUACAGCCAAUUUGGACCACUCAGUCCUGCACAGGUAGCUGCCGCCGGCAAGCAUGCGGCGCACUUUGCGCCCACCAACAUAUGGUAUGGGGCUGAGUAGGGAGCCACGAAAGUGGGUGACACGAACGAACAGAGGGUUAGGCGAGACGAGACGAGAGGGAGAUGAGAUGAGAUGAGAAGUGACACCAGCAAACAACAAACAGCAAACUGCAUACACCACCAAUCAUGAUCUGAGAUCUUGAGAGCUCAAGACACUCAUUUGAAAUGAUUCAGCGUUCGAAUCGUUUAUGGCCUCGGUUGAGGAAGGAGAGGAUGAGCAACGCCAAGAGUUAGAGCAGCAGCAGCAGCAACAACAGCAGCUACAGCUGACACAAUGCUGGUGGUUUAUGCUGCUGAUGCAACAGACGAUUAUACAACACAACACCAAUAUGCUGCAGGCGGAUAGCGAGGAGUCCAUCACAUCAGGAGAGACAUCAGCGGCAGCAUCGGUUACAUCUUCAGUUGCAACAACCACAACAUCAUCAGAAGCAGGAGUAGCAGCAGCAGCAACUGCAACUGUUUCCGCCACAACAGCAUCAACAUCUUCAGCGGCCUUGAACAUAUUUUGCCGAAGAGCACGCCGCAAGCAUUGAGACAGAUAGAUCAUCGCCUCGUCGCCAGUUCUUUCGUUAUCUUUGAACAUAAAAGAGAUAUUUGUUUCGAUUUGGAGGAGGGUUACCCUUUACGAUUAUUCAGUUUUAUUAUGUUUUAUAAUAUUAAAUAAUUGUAAAUGUAAAAGCGAAGCAUUCUUACACGCUCGCAAGUGUAAGACAUGCAUUAGAGCCCAUAGAGCUUCUUCACUUCCUUCUUCUCUCACUAUAUAUAUAAAUACAACAACUGUAUUCUAUAUAUAUAUAUAAACAUGAUAUAUACAUGAUAUGUGCGUGUGUAGUUGUAUCUGUAUAUUCAGAUAAUUGUUUUUUCCCCACUCUUCUACAAAAAACGAAAGCGUUUCAUUCUCUAUGUGUGUUGUACAUCAAAAUAUUCUCUACAUAUAUGAUACACACUAUUAUAUACAUACAUAUGCAUAUGUAAUACUAUAAUUAUGAAUACUAAAAUAUCAACAACAAUUUAAUGGCACGCCAGCGACACACUAACAAACCACAAAAAGCUUAGAAAUUCCUUAGACUCUUAGAAAGUACCUCAAAAACCACGAAAUACGAAUACGAGCAAAAAAAAAAAGAAGUAAUGAGCAGCAAACAAAAUGCAACAAAAAGCAACAACAGCCACUAAUGCAACGGUAACACCAACAACAAACAACAAUAUAUUGUUAAUGCAAUUUGCCUUUACACAAACAAGCAACAAGAACGAAGCAAAAAUAGAAAUCGUAAACAAUUGUAGAGUAACAAAUUAAAAAAUACCGCAAAAACCUUACUAGCAAACAACAAAGCAAAGCAAGAAUAACUAAAUAGACCCUAGGAAUCGAAGAGUUCGAAGAUAAACCUAAUAAUAUAUAUGUAUAGGAAAUAGCUGAUAGAAAUAAACGGAUAGGAGUAGGAAUAGGAGGGUUGGCAAUGAAUGCAACAGUUUUUUUAUACACACACUCGUAAACACACUCAUAGAAAUAACCGCAACAAAUAUGCAAAACAAAAUACAAAAUACAAAAUACGAUUACGAAAAAACGAUUCUAAAUUAAGUUAAAGCCCACAAAUAAUUAUAGGAAAAAUUGUACAUACUUAUAUAUAUAUAUAUAUAUAUAUCGAUAUAUAAAUACGAAAGGAGGAAAGUAUCUUGUAACUAGAAACUGGAUUGGAGAGUUUUUUGUACAUUUUAAGAACUGAGCACAUCAGACGCAUUAGAACGCGCUUUUAGCCAGUCUUUGUUUGGAUUGUAUGUAGAGAACCCUUAAUAGUUUUUAAAAGUCCUUCUAUAUAAUUUUUAAUCAUUUUUGUAUGCUCUGUGCAGAGAAGCGGAAAUAUUGUUGGGAAACCAGAGACAAGAAACAGCUGCAAUCCCCUUAAAGUAAAGUCGCGCUUCAGGUGGAAGCGUCCCUCGGUUGGUUUGACUUUAGGAUUUCUGAGUUAUCCAGCUGAAAGGGUAUCCAUUGCUUCGGCAACUGAAGAAGACUUUCUUUCCUCUUUUAACUAUGUUUUCUUAGCACUUACCCUUCAUCCCCACCCACACGCCACAAGAAAAUACCUAAAAUUAAAUGAUGUAGUGGAAAAACUGAUGGGAUAAAAUUUUACUAAAGUACAAAAACUAAAAAAAAAAACAACAAGCAAUCUAGCAAUAAUCAAUUAACAUUUUUAAGCUUUAUAAUUUGUUCUUUUAAAACUUAAAUUUUUGGUUAACUUAAAAUCUGAAACCUUAAAUUAAAGCUGGGUUUCAGUAUCGCAAAAAAAGGCAGAGGAUCAACCGUAUGAUUGGGGCAACUUUGUGUAAAUAUAGCACGCAAUUUUGAUAUGUACAAAACCUGGCUUACUUUACACACUUACACCCACUAAAUCCUAUAUACUAUAUAGACAUAUAAACAACUAUUGUACACUUAAAAAAUCUUGUUAAAUAGGUUUCCUAAAGUAUUUUGUAGCUAGACCUAAACUUAAACCUAAACAUGUCGUUGUGCAUGCAAACUCCUUUUUUUUCUAUCCCUUAGAGAGGGUGGGCACUUCCUAUAUAACCAUACAGAAGAUACAGUUACAAAAGAUACAGUUAACCGCAUCCCCCUAAGCCCCCCCCUUUGAAAACCAACCACCCUUCUACCCAUCAAUCAGCACCAUUUUCGGGAUUAGAGAGGGUUAGAAAAAAGGAGAGUGGUAAAACUCCAUUUGAUAGGAUCUAGCAUAUAAUUAUUGUGAUGUAGUUUUUAACAAAAAGCAAAGAAAUUGAUAAAGAAAAAGAUAACGAUAUAGUAGAAGAGAUAUAGAAGCGAGAAAAGGAGCGUUUUGCCAGUCGUCGUCAUUGUCUAGAAUUAAACAACAAAUUAUGAAUACAACCAACGUAAUGGAUAAAUGGAUAAAUGGAUAAACGGAUAUCUACAGCUAUAUGCAUCAAUAUAUAUGUUAACUAAUUAGUGUGCAGUGCAGGAUUCAAUAGCGUUAACAAAAGAACAACAAAACAAAUAAACCAAUCGUUUUUUAAACCAACUUUUUAA
Molecule: messenger RNA, 7287 nt
Organism: Drosophila guanche
Lineage: Eukaryota; Metazoa; Arthropoda; Insecta; Diptera; Drosophilidae
Gene: Hipk
Product: homeodomain-interacting protein kinase 2
Exons: 11
Coding region: 334-4257 (1307 amino acids)
Biological process (GO): peptidyl-threonine phosphorylation; peptidyl-serine phosphorylation
Cellular component (GO): nucleus; cytoplasm
Molecular function (GO): ATP binding; protein tyrosine kinase activity; protein serine/threonine kinase activity
Source: RefSeq, a predicted model, not a curated record